GAUGCCUCGAUCAGGUUCUUCAUUUGCCGAACGUUUCUCAUGUUUGUGGGAGUCAGAACUUUGAGCUGUUUCAACUUUCACCUGCUGUCUCAACGUCGUUCGGCCACCGGAAACUGUUGUAGUUCUUUUCGUGUUCAAAUUAUUGGGGGCGCUAUUCAGAACACUUAAUAAUCUAAAGUCCUUCUUGAGAUACCACAAAAUGUUGGCCGAGAAUUCAAGCGACCAAGAAGACCUUCUUCUCAAACAGGUGAAGGCCUUUUACGAAUCGAAAGCUGGUGUGAAAGGGCUCGUCGAUGCAGGAAUCACGAAAAUCCCACAAAUUUUCAUCCAUCAGCCAAUACAUCCCAGCCAAGUAACCUAAACCGAGUUCAAUAUUCCAGUGGUGGACCUCGCUGACGCCGCGGUUGGCAUGAGCAGGCAUGCGGAGGUGGCUGAGGGAGUCCGGCGGGCUGCGGAGACUGUGGGGUUGUUCCUGGUGGUGAACCAUGGGAUACCUAAGAGAGUAUUGGAGGAGAUGCUGCAGGCGAUCCGUGGGUUUCAUGAGCUGCCCAAGGAAGUGAAAGCUCACUACUAUAGUAUAGACCCCAAGAGGAAGGUCAAGUCUGCUGGUAGCCAUAAGCUCGGUAAACCAACUUCUCUACCAUGGAGGGACUCUUUGUUAUGUGACAUGAUUUCUGAGCCUCUUGAUCCUCAAGAAUUGCCUGAGAUUUGCAGAGACAUAACUAUGGAGUACUUAAAACGUGUUCACAAAUUAGGUGUCACUUUAUUUGAAUUGCUAUCUGAGGGACUGGGGCUCAAACCUGACCACCUUCUGGGCUUGGGCUGUGCAAAUGGACAUUUGAUUGCUGGUCAUUACUAUCCACCAUGCCCUGAGCCUGAAUUGACCAUCAACAAUGGUCAACACACAGAUCUCGGUUUUCUCAGCAUCGUACUUCAAGACAAUAUCAAUGCACUCCUUUCGUAUCAAAACCAGUGGAUUGAUGUCCCCACCGUGCCCGGAGCUCUCGUGGUGAAUAUUGGAGAUUUCUUGCAGCUACUCUCAAACAAUAAAUACAUCAGCGUCAUGCAUAGAGUACUUGCCAAGAAGGAAGGUCCAAGAGUUUCUGUGGGAUGUUUUUUCAAUCACAUUCCACAAGAAAAUUCUGCAGGGAGACUCUUGGAGCCGAUUAAGGAGUUGAUAUCAGAAAAAAAUCCCCCAAUAUACCGUGGAACAAGUGCGAUAGAUUAUAUAGGCCACUACAGGAAAGCGUUGAUCAAUGGGGUGUGUGGACUCGAAUAUUUGAAGCUGUGAGGUCGACUUGAAACUGUGAAGUUUGGUCACCGAAAAGAUCAUGGUCUAUAAGUCUAUUACUACUCUAGUACUCAAUUGAUGUAAUAAGGGAUCAGUGUCGUGUUUAUCACUGAUCUUCUGAUUCCACUACAUGUAAAAUAAACUCAGAGUACAGAAUUUAUUAAUCGAGCUUUUCGUAUUAUUCUCAAGUA
Molecule: messenger RNA, 1482 nt
Organism: Rosa rugosa (rugosa rose)
Lineage: Eukaryota; Viridiplantae; Streptophyta; Magnoliopsida; Rosales; Rosaceae
Product: 1-aminocyclopropane-1-carboxylate oxidase homolog 1-like
Exons: 3
Coding region: 410-1291 (293 amino acids)
Source: RefSeq, a predicted model, not a curated record